Messenger RNA from Naegleria lovaniensis, 2223 nucleotides. RefSeq lists its product as uncharacterized. Gene Ontology annotation, molecular function: GTPase activity; GTP binding. Gene Ontology annotation, cellular component: cytoplasm. The record is from RefSeq and is a predicted model, not a curated record. Lineage: Eukaryota; Heterolobosea; Eutetramitea; Acrasida; Naegleriidae. The transcript is spliced from 2 exons. Gene Ontology annotation, biological process: vesicle-mediated transport; intracellular protein transport. Bases 1 to 2223 code for a protein of 740 amino acids.
AUGAACUCUGAAUUCGAUCAUUCUCAUUGGUAUUUUGAUGAAAAGAUAGUACCACAAAAAUCAAUUUAUUACGGAGGGUCUUCGAGUCAGCCCAAUGAGCAACUCAUUGGUGAGGCGCAACAUCAUUUGUAUUUUUAUUUGGUGAGAGAUGAAGAGAAUGGCGAAGAUUCGGUGUCGCAUCAAGAUCUUGAUGACCAUGGUGAAUUCACCAUCAUCAACCAUUUCGAAUAUGGAACCAAUGCUCACUCCCAUAGUACUCCCUCCAAAGAAAUCAAUAAUUCCAUGUUCAAGUUCACAACAUGGGAUGGUCAACCCAUUCAAGAUUAUUGCAUUCUCUCCACACUUCAAAAACAAUUUUGGGUUUCAAAGAGUGCUAUUUGUAAUUAUAGUUCAGUGUUGGCCAAUCUUGUGAAUACUCAUGAGAUUACUUCUUCUUCACAUCAUGAUGGUAACGACGAUGGAGGUAGUAGUAGUAUACUUCUCACCCACUCAGUCAUGAAUGAACAUUUAUUAUUGAUGACAUCAUCCAUGGGUGAUGAUCAUUGUAAUCAGAUCAUUCAUUAUUUUAAAUUACUACUUGAAUUUAUUCAUACAGGUUCAUUAGGUGUUCCACAAGUUCUGUAUGUUUCUUCUUCUUCCGAAAAGAUGCAUGAUUCACACCUCGAGAAGAGUAGUUGUGACUAUUCAAAAGGUGAACUUGUAGAAUCGAUACCUUCUUCACACACAAUAAUAACCAUGAAAGAUGUUUUUCAAUUAUUGAAAAUAGCAGAUUACUUUCAAGUGACGAGUUUAUUGAAAGCAAUUCGUAACACUGUGAAUGAAUUUAAUGCAUUAACCAUUGCACUCAUGUGUUUGCACUCUUUACAAUAUGAAAAUUCAAAGAAUAUUAUUUUUAAUCAAGCCAUGGAUAUUAUUGCCAAUCAUGUUGAAUGUAUUCUGAGUGAUCAUGUCUAUCAUAACAUUCCAUUGAAACGAGAUGAUCUUAUUUUAAAAUUUUCACAUUGUCACUCUCUUGAUGAUUUUGCUCAAUGUAUGGAGGAUGAAUAUCCCAUGAUCAAAACCCUCAGUUCUAAGAGGGAAGUAUGUGCAUUGUUAGCUUCCAUGCAAUUUAGUGUUCAUGCACGUAUUAUAAUCACACUCCCCGUGGAAAUAUUGAGAGGAAUUUUUCAAUCGAACCAUUGUCGUUUGGCAGUGGAUCAAAUUGCUAUUCUUAUUAGUAUGUGGACUCUACAUGAUUUUCAACAUCGAUAUGUGUAUGGAGUUCAAUUAUUGAAUGAAUUUUUGCCUUGGUUAAAAUGUUCAGGAGAAAUUCUCUAUGGGGUUGUGUUUAAUAUUUUUAUUCAAAUGGGAAAGGAAUUGCACAAGGACAACAACAACAACACUACUCGUAGUAGUAGUAGUAGUAUGGAUCCAAAUGUGACCCAUAAUAGUAUACCAGUACUAGUGAUGCAAGAUAGUGAUAAUCGAAACAAACUCUCAACAAUGAUCAUGGAUUUGAAAGACCAUCUCUUAAAAACUUUAUUUAGACUCCAAAAUGCAAUUUCAGAUGAUGUAUGGGAGAAGAUUAAAUUUGGUCCACAUGCUCGAUCAUGCAAUCAUCAUCAUCAACAACAACAUCAUCCACCAUUUAAAACCUUUCGUUCACUAAAGGAAGAACCUCGUCUCUUGUUACUGGGUCUUGAUCAAAGUGGUAAAACUUCACUUCUCUACAAGUUGACACUGGGUGAAAUAGUUACAACAAUACCAACCAUCGGUUUUAAUGUUGAGACUCUUUUCUAUGAGAAUGUUGACUUUACUGUUUGGGAUGUUGGUGGUCAAGAAAAAAUUCGACCACUUUGGCGUCAUUACUAUGAACGCACAGAUUGUGUCAUCUUUGUCAUUGACAGCUCAGAUAAGGAUCGAUUGCAAGAAGCUAUUGAUGAAUUAAAUAGGGUAGCUCAUGCGAAAGACUUAGAGAAUGUUCCAAUUCUCAUAUUUGUGAACAAAAUAGAUCGUCCCCAAGCAGUUCCAUGUUCUGAAGUGAGCAAAUUAUUGGAUUCGAAACCAUUACCCAGUACAACCAACUAUUUCAUUCAACCCUUGUCCGUUUUAACUUUGGAAGGAUUUGAGGAAGGAAUGAAAUGGAUCCUCAAAACUCUGCAAAUUCAGCCACCAAAGAAGGUAAUGAGAAAGGGAGUAAUAUUUGGAAGUAUUAGCUCGCUUUCUUCCAUUCCCAGCAUGUAA